UGAUCUGCUUUCUUAAGUGAGCUGUGCUGGAGUGAACAUUCAAUAAUGAGUGGUGCAGCGCUGGGCCUUGAGAUAGUAUUUGUCUUUUUUCUGGCCUUAUUCCUACUUCACCGUUAUGGGGACUUCAAGAAGCAGCAUAGACUGGUGAUCAUAGCAACAUUAUUGGCUUGGUAUCUCUGCUUUCUUAUUGUAUUUAUACUGCCUCUGGAUGUCAGUACGACUAUUUAUAAUCGGUGCAAACUUGCUGUUAACUCCAGCCCCGCAGAAAGUAAUGGCUCUUACGUUACUCUUGCUCCAAGCAAGCAAAAAUGUUUCAAACCAUGGAGUUAUAUUCCUAAUGGAAUUAUGCCAAUUUUCUGGCGUGUUGUAUAUUGGACGUCGCAGUUUUUAACAUGGAUUCUGCUACCUUUCAUGCAGUCAUAUGCUAGAUCAGGAGGGUUCUCCAUUACUGGAAAGAUUAAAACUGCAUUGAUUGAGAAUGCAAUCUAUUAUGGCACUUACUUGCUGAUUUUUGGAGCAUUUUUAAUAUACGUGGCUGUAAAUCCAAACUUCAAUUUACAAUGGAACCAACUUCAGACUAUUGGGAUAGCUGCAGCAAACACAUGGGGUCUCUUUCUUCUUGUGUUGCUUUUGGGUUAUGGUUUGGUAGAAAUUCCCCGUUCUCACUGGAAUGGGGCAAAGAGGGGUUAUCUACUCAUGAAGACCUAUUUCAAAGCUGCCAAACUGACAACUGAAAAAGCAGAUGCAGAGGAGAAUUUAGAGGAUAUUAUGGAGGAAGUCCGUAAAGUAAGUGAGAGUAUCAAGUAUAAUCAUCCUUUGAGAAAAUGUGUUGAUACAAUACUGAAAAAGUGUCCUACUGAGUACCAGGAAAGAAUGGGUAGGAACAUGGAUGAUUAUGAAGAUUUUGAUGAAAGACAGAACAGUUAUCCAAGUGAAAAAAGUUUGGUCAAACUUCACAAGCAGGUAAUUUAUUCAGUACAGAGACAUCGUCGUACACAGGUCCAGUGGCAAAUUCUUUUAGAACAAGCAUUUUACCUAGAAGAUGUGGCAAAAAAUGAAACCAGUGCAACUCGACAGUUUGUUCAUACCUUUCAUUCCCAGGAACCAGAGAAUAAAAUUAUACAGUAUUUCUACACACCAACUGUUGAGUGGUACUGGGAAUGUCUUCUACGACCGUGGUUUUACAGGGUGCUUGCAGUUGUUCUGGCCACUUUCUCUGUAAUUGUUGUGUGGUCAGAGUGCACAUUUUUCAGCACAAAACCAGUUUUAUCGCUAUUUGCAGUUUUCAUACAGCUGGCAGAAAAGACAUAUAAUUAUAUAUACAUAGAGAUGGCCUGUUUUCUUACCAUCUUUUUCCUAAGUAUCUGUGUUUACUCUACUGUCUUCAGGAUCCGUGUAUUUAACUAUUAUUACUUAGCUUCACAUCAUCAGACAGAUGCAUACAGUCUCCUUUUCAGUGGCAUGUUAUUUUGCCGUCUCACUCCACCAUUAUGCUUGAACUUUUUGGGAUUGACCCAUAUGGAUGCAACAAUCUCUCACAAAAACACACAGCCAACUGCUUAUACAUCUAUAAUGGGAUCCAUGAGAGUGCUGUCCUUCAUUGCAGAUGGAUUCUAUAUUUACUACCCAAUGCUUGUUGUCAUUCUCUGUAUUGCCACAUACUUUAGUUUAGGAACUCGUUGUUUGAAUCUUUUGGGAUUCCAGCAGUUCAUGGGGGAUAGUGAAAUGACCUCUGAUUUGAUUGAUGAAGGAAAAGAGCUCAUCAGAAGAGAGAAAAGAAAACGACAAAGGCAGGAAGAAGGUGAAAACAGAAGAAGGGAAUGGAAGGAACGGUAUGGAAAUAGAGAUGAUUCUACUAGAAACAGAGUUGUCCACACAGACCAAAAAGAAUCCAGCUUCUCAGAGACAAAUACCAAUAGACCACUAUCAAAGUAUACCCGAUCAAAUGGUAGGACUGAAAGAGAUACAAUAGAACUCCUCCAGGAUGCAGAACCUUUGGAUUUUAAUGCCGAUUCAAUUAAUGAUGACCCUCUUGAAUUGGACUUGGGAAGGUACCAGCCUGGUGGAAGAUACCUGUCAAUGUCUCGAAGUGAAAUAUUUGAAGAUGUCUAAGCUCCUCAAAGCUAAAGAAAAUUCAGUGGACAUCUAUUUCUUACUCAUUGCUUGGGAAAUACUGUAUUUAUGCUAUAUCACUGAACCAGAAAAGACCAUUUUUGUUUAAAAAAAAGAAUAUGAAGGAACAGCUGUUUUGGAAAUGCACCUGUAUGGUAACUUUACUACUUAUGACAAGAAUAUGCUGCUUCUAUUAUAGAUAUUGUUGUGCAUCAGUGUGGGCUUUUGUGUCAUGACCAAAAGGAGAAAACUAUUAAUUAAAGUAGUAGAGGGUAAACUUCAUAAAUAUACCUAGCGCUCAACUUGAACUGUUAACAUUGUAAGUUUAAGAAAGGGGAUUUUUUGGAAGGAAUUUUUUUGUAUUUUAUCAGAUGCUGUGAGAGCAUCUUAAUGCAUCCAAAGUGCAGUUAUGUCAAUUACUAUAGUAAACACUUUCUAUAAUUUUUCUAUUUGAACUUCAUGUCUAGUCCAAAAUCUAGUGAAUUAAAUUAAAGCUUCUUUUGGCUUCAGUGGUCUUUGAAUCAGACCCUGUAUAAGGAGAGAGAUUGAAUGUCAGGCUGUUCUUCAUAAAAUCAUAAAAUGCAUGUUCCAGCAUUUAAAGGGUGGCUACAAAGGUGAUGGAGGCUCCAUUUUUACAAGGAGUCACACGGGAAAGAUGAGGAGUAAUGGGUACAUGUUACUGCUGGGGAUAUUCUGAUUGGACACAAGAGGAAAAUUUUUUACAAUAAGAACAAUCAGCCACUUGAAUAAUGUACCCAGGAAAGUGUGGAUCCCCUGACACUGGACGCUUUUCAGAUUCAGCUGGAUGGGGUGCUGGGCCAUCUUGUCUAGACCAUGCUUUUGCUCAGAAAUGUUGGACUAGAUGAUCCAUGAGGUCCCUUCCAACCUGGUAUUCUAUGAUUCUGUGAAAUUUGAUGGCAUAAAUUUUAGAGCAAGGUGGAUUGGUCAAGAAAGGCUGUAUUUUUUCUUUUCCAACAUUAUAUGCAGAUAAAUGAUUUUAGCAUGUGUAAAUAGUUGAAUUUCAAUACGGACCAGAGUUUCACUGUCAUAUGUGCAAUAGCAAGAAUACACUAUUGAAGAUACAAUGUCUGCUUAAGAUUUUUUACACUUAAAACAGUUGAAAAUCUUGGCAUAUUAGUGUUUUUGUAACUGUAAAAGAAAUGUGAAACUUGAGUUAAAUGCUGAAACAUUUUAAUUUGCACACACCUCAGGCACGGCUUCAAAUUGUAGAGUAUUUCUUUAAAAGAAGGGAAAUACAUAGCAUGACUAGAUAAUGGUAAACACCUUUAAUGUCCCAAAUGCCCUGAUUGCAUUAUGUAUCUAUUUUUAAGGUGCCUGUAUUUUGCAAUAAGUUGUUGCAAAAAGAAUAAUGCUUAUUCAUUUGAAUGCCAUUCAAAAAUGCCAAUUAUUAACAGUGUAAAAAAGCUUCACAUUGAUUUCAUUGUGUAGAUAUAUUUUUUAAACCAUAGUUAGUUGAAUGAAUUUUCAAAUGUAAUCAUAAGGUAAAAGAUGUGGUCAAAUUCAUGAUAUCUUUGGAAAUUUGAUUAAUUUAAAAUGUUGCUUUAUUGCAAUUUGUCUUAAGUCUUUACGACUUGGAGGUUUUCUUACGUGCUUAUUGCAAAGUUAUGUUGAAAACUGAAACAGGACAUGUUUCUGUCAUGAAUUCUUUAUCAUGCUUAAAACACAGACAUCCUUUAAAGCAGCUAGGAAUGAGUUCUUCUGAAAAAUAAGUUUUCAUGAAUGAGGUGUUCUACUGAUUUUUCAAAAUAAGUCUUUGUUUUCUGAAGUAAUUGUUAAUGGGAAUCUAACUACCUCCUGUGAUUUAGUACAUCAUGUGUUCUAACAGUAGUGGCAUUUGUAAUAUAUAGAUCUGCCUGUUUUAAAACACUGAAUUGUUACUAUGAAGGAGAAAAAAUACUCUAUUUGUAUAGAAAUAACUACAUUAAUAAAUUGGCAGACAUAAAAUAAUCGUCAGUUUUAUUCUUAGGUGAACACACUGAACAACAGCCAUGCCCACAAGUGUUUCAAGCUCAUGCAAUUUCCAGAUUACUGUAAGAGGGCACUUUUUCGGUUUGGGUAUUUCUUAUAUUGUAAAGGCUUGAUUGAAGUCUUAUGGCUGUGUCAGGGACUGGAAGUUGAGAAAAUGACACUUUUUAAAUUCAGAUUAUUCUUUAGCAACUUUAUUCUAGCACCUAGUUAAUUUAUUUUAGAUCUACUUAAGAAUGUUAUCCUGAGUUCAGCCUUAUAUGAAAGGAGUUGUAUAUGUUCCUGAACUUCCAUCCACAUGAAUGUUCUUAGACUUGAUAUAUCUGUUUUUAAAAUUUGUAUCUCAUUUAAUUGCCCAAAAGUUUAUUUGUAAAAAUCUUCGGAUGAAAUAGGUUCAAGUUCUUUGUUUAACUCUUGAAUUGUCACUACAAAGGGAUCUAAUUCAGUGCUAAUGGAAAAAUUGUAGAAGGAAUAUUUUAUUUUUCUGAAUGCUUGUGGAUCCUUACCUAGCCCCUUCUGACUUCAGAGAGUUGGAUUAAGCCUUGCUGGGUCUGGUUUUCCCCCUCUUGGAAUGGCUGCAAACAGAAUUUUCAGUGGAAACUUGGUCAGGAUUUUAUAUACAAAAGCUAACUAGUCCCUGGUGUAAGCCCUCUGUGCAGUUUUCAUUAGGAUACAAUAAUUUGAGGAGUUUACUAUAUAAAUUAAUGGCAGUGGGAUUUUAGCUUCUAACAUAGAUAUUCGGAGUUCAUUGAGGUGGGAAUCCACUGACCUUUUUUUGGUAAUGCAAGUGGAGUAACCAAUGGCUGCUUUUUGCAAGCAUGGGAAUUAGAGCUCUGAAAAUCUCUCAGGAGUUCUCCUUUUGAUUGCACCGGGAGAUCCUGAGUGUCCCUGGAUGCUGGGUGUUAAAAUAAGGAGUUGAUAAGUGUCAGGUUUCAUCCAUAGUGUUUAUUGCUUUAGCAGUUACUCGUGCUUUAAUUACGCGCAACUUGUAAGCCAGUUAAUCUAGUAUGUUUUGAAAAGUAGUUCCUCCAAAAGUAUUGAAAAGUUAAGUUCCUAUGAUUCAUAUGAGAGACAAAUCUGAAAGACUUUCAGCAAAAAAAUACAAAGUAAAACUAUAAAAAAACAUUGUAGAAGUAAGGGAUAUGCCUGCAUAGUAUUUGCUGUGUAUUUGAGCUAGUUCUAAACUAGUUUGGUUACUGCCAGCGUGAAUAACACAGAACUUGCUUGGGGGCUACAUGCCUAAGGAUUUACCCCACUCCAGAGAGGUGUUAGAUGUCCCAUCCCUGGAAACGUUCAAGGCCAGGUAGGAUGGGGCUCUGAGCAACCUGAUCUAGCUGAAGAUGUCCCUGUUCAUUGCAGGGGGGUUGGACUAGAUGACCUUUAAAUGUCCCUUCCAACCCAAACCAUGAGUUCUUUGCUACUAUAGCUCUAGUCCUAACAGUAUCACUGCUAAAAAAACUUAAAACUAGCUUUGAUAUGUUUAAGCAGUGACUGUACUGUAGGUUACUGGUGUUCUUGCACCAGAUUUGAUGUUCUAGAUUAGGUGAUUUAAAAUAUAACUGCCUUGCAAACUGCUUUUGGGAAGUGAAUGUUGACAUAUUUAGUCUGUUGGUAUAUAGUCAUAUUUAUUUGCAGCUAAAGAAUGUCAGUUAUGUAUUUCUUAUUUCACUUUCUGAAUUACUGAGCAGUUAAGGUAUACUUCACUGUCAUUUCUGCAGUUUGCUCUUCAACUGUGAACAUCAAAAAAUCCCAAAAACACCAAAAAAACUACCCAAGUUGAGCACAUAAGCACAUAUGAUUGAAUAUCUUCAUGUCAAAUAUUUAAACCAGUGAAAAGAAUCCAUACAAGUUGUAAUGAACUUUGAAAAGUGGGAGCGAAAACAGUAACUACUUCCAUAUUGUGUCAGUUCUGGAUUUCUUAUAGAAGUAUGCAUAGCAAAAAGCUCUAGUCAAACUUACUCCUCUUACUAGAUUUUUAGUUCUGUUUCUUCAGCUGUUUAAAAAUAAACAUGUUCUGAUAUCUAUAUUGGGAAAUUAAUCCUCUGCACUCUGCUUAAGAAAGAUGCAGCUCUUAGUGCAGUAUAGUGAGAGUCUUUUUAUGAGGGACGGUAAAGGAUAUGCAACUUCUAGUCUGUGCUAAUAGUGACACCUUGGGCAAACUAUGAUGUAUUUUAUUAUUUAGAUAUUAUAACAUUAAGAAAAAACAAACUUUAUACUACUGUAACUUACACUACUGGAGAGAUCAUGGUAUAUAAUCUGCUUUUAUUUUGCAACCAAGCACUUGUAAAAUAGUCAUUAAUGGUAUUAAUGGGAAUGGCAGAAAGCUGCUAUCUUUCUGAUAUUUAUUCUUGCUAUUUUAAAACAUGACAAUUUUUACAUAUGAAGUACUAAAAAAGUGAUUACUCUUUCUGUAAUGAAUAUUUGUAUUUUAUUAAAUUUAUCUUGGAAUGCUGUAAAUAUUAUGUGAAAAAUACAGUGUUUUGUUCCAGUUUUCAUUAUUGCUGUAAUUACUUGCAAUCUGAGAGGCAUUUACAAUACCAAAUGGGGAUCACUUUAUGAAGGAAGAUUUCUUACAAGGCUUCUUAAAGAAAUCUGACCUAUUAAUUACAAAUAUCUGCAUCUUAAUUAUUAACAAAAACUCUACUUAGAGUAUAUAUUGUCUCCUAGCUUUUAAUUUUUCUUUAACAUUCAGAAAAUUACUAAUUUUGUCAGAGGAGCUUAUUUAUGAAUCUUGUAAACUUUUUGAAACUUUUGCAUUCUUUUUUUCCCUAAUUGGCUCUGCGGGAAUAUGUACGGCUUCAUGGCAGUUCUCUAAUAUUAGCCGUGCCUCUAAUUAAGUGGUCUAGUCUGAAGCCUAGACACUCCUACACUAUUUCAUUAUGUUAACAAAACCCCAGCAUUCCUAGCAGAAAAGCACCUUGAACUAGAUCCCUUUCUAAUACAUUAAUUGCUGUUAUUGAUUAUGGUUCAUUAUAUUGAGUAUCUUCUGUUUCAGUCAUAUAGUGAGCCCAGUCAGGCUUAUUCUUUGUUUCUGUUAAAAUGCACUGGAAUGUAUUCCUCAGCAUGCUUUUAUGUGUGUGUGUAUGUUUUAAUUGUAAUUGGCAGGCAAUAGUAAUAUGCAACUUCAGUUAUUUAUUGAGGAUAAUGUUAUAUUUGACAUAUUCCUGUGAAAUAUAAUACAUUCAGAGUGAUAGCUUAGCUAUCACUGUAGAAAUUAAUUAUUUUCUAUAGAAAUACCUUACAUUUCUAUAGAGAUAUCUGGAAGAUAAGGGAAUUUGAUUGUAAGUAUAGGUUUAGUAAUAGAAGAUCUUCAUUCUCCAGUGUAUAUCAAGGCUAGGCUGUAGGAGUGCUGCUUAUGGAUAGACUAUCUUCUUUUGCCUUAUGAUAUAUGUGCAUAAUACUUGUUUUGAAAUUCACUGAGUUACACAUUUUUCUCUGUAGUGGUCUAAAUUAUUGUUGUGAUUUUGAAAUGUGUGUUAAAAUAUCUAGACAAAGAGUUAAGUUGGCAUGAAAUAAAUCAUUUCUGCAAUACA
This is a messenger RNA of Athene cunicularia (burrowing owl), 7631 nucleotides long. It is a transcript of the gene LMBRD2, whose product is annotated as LMBR1 domain containing 2. NCBI's taxonomy places the organism in Eukaryota, Metazoa, Chordata, Aves, Strigiformes, Strigidae. Gene Ontology annotation, biological process: adrenergic receptor signaling pathway. The transcript has 17 exons. The record is from RefSeq and is a predicted model, not a curated record. Bases 46 to 2112 code for a protein of 688 amino acids. Gene Ontology annotation, cellular component: membrane.